AAUCUUCGUGUUUGGUCAGCUGAUAGUGGACUGUACGAGUUACAAAACAUUGGAGAAUAGCAUACAGCAGUUUAGUGUAAUUUCAGGGCAGAUACAGAGAAACUCGCUAUUAACCUUCGUCUAACUGAAUGUAGUCACCGGAGUAUGUCAACUAAUGGAUCCCGCUACGACCACAGCUCCGAUGCAGAACGACUGUGAGACAGAACCAAGUUCAGUCUGGAGCUGGUGGCCAUCCUGGCGUCCAACAUCCAUGUCCCUUUUGAAGACUACAGAGUCCAAGAUUCUUGCCUGCAUUCAGAAUGACCUAUGGGCCAGGUUUGUGACCCUACCAAGCCAGGAUCGGAUAUGGACUUUAACCCUCACAAACAAGGUGGUUCGCAAACCUGCAGCCCCUAAGACUCCCCUGGUGAUGGUCCAUGGCUUUGGAGGAGGAGUAGGGCUGUGGAUCAGGAAUCUGGAUGCGCUGAGCCGGUCACGGCCGGUCUACGCCUUUGACCUCCUGGGCUUUGGCAGGAGUUCCAGGCCUUCCUUCCCCUCAGAUGCUGCCAAAGCAGAGGAGCAGUUUGUCAACUCCAUUGAACAGUGGAGACAGUCUGUAGGCCUGGAGAACAUGAUUCUGCUGGGGCACAGUCUUGGGGGCUACUUAGCUACCUCCUACGCCAUCCAGUACCCUUCUAGAGUGUCACAUCUUAUCCUGGUAGACCCCUGGGGUUUCCCUGAGCGGCCCCAGGCACAGACCGAUGGGAAUGGCAGUCAGGGAACAGAGGUGGUGAAGAGGCCAUCUGUUCCACGCUGGGUGAAAGCUAUUGCAGCGGUGGUUUCUCUCUUCAACCCACUGGCUGUCAUUAGAGCAGCAGGCCCGUGGGGUCCGGGCUUGGUGAACAGAUUCCGUCCUGAUUUUAAAAGAAAAUUUGAAGAUCUGUUUGAUGAUGACACUAUGACACAGUACAUCUACCACUGUAACGCACAAACCCCGAGUGGUGAGGUGGGUUUCCGUGCCAUGUCAGAGUCUCUGGGCUGGGCUAAGAGGCCUAUGCUGCAGCGGGUUCACCUGCUGCCGCCCUCCAUGCCCCUCACUAUGCUGUAUGGAGAACGGUCCUGGGUGGACAGCUCAUCUGGGGAGAGUGUGGUCCAGAUUAGGGACCGGGCCUACACCAGAGUGCUGCUGGUAAAUGAAGCCUCUCACCAUGUGUAUGCUGAUCAACCAGAAGUGUUCAACAGAGUGGUCGAAAACAUAUGUAACUCUGUCAACUGACUGCACGUGUGUUUGUGUGUGCACAAACUUGUUGCUGUGCAAGGCCUAAAAGUAUAGAGACAGUUCAUCGUGGUGGUUUUAACAGUGUAACCUUUGCAUGUGAAGCACACUGGAUGGUUUUGUUUGGGGCAUAUCUACAAAUCAUGUAGAUGUUCGCACAUGAGUUUGAAUGUAAUUUUGUUCUGAAUCCUGUUCUCAUUGUAACAGGUUAUUCGUGUUAUUACUGAAAAAAUAUUUGUUGAUAUUUAUUAGCCAGUGUAUUUAGUAGUAGUAUAUUUAGUAACUUUCAAACAUUUAUUUAUUAACACUGAAUUUAUUUGUUAAUGUAAUCAUACAGAGCAUUAAUGGAACUGCUUAAUCCAGUGCUGAAUUAUGUUGCCUGCUGUUAUAUUUUUUAACUGUAAGUGAAACACGCACACAUCACUCUGGAUGCACUGGGUUCAUGUUUUACAGAGUAGCCUCAUGGCUACUGAUUGACACAUUUUACAUGUGCCUGACAUCAAACUUUAAGCAAUACAUGUCAUAUUUUCUUUGACUCCUGUUUUUGUCUUAUACCUUUCCCAUUGUUUCAAACGGCUGUUUGUAUUUUAUACUUUGAAAAUAAUAAAAGCUUAUCUGACAAACUG
This is a messenger RNA of Lates calcarifer (barramundi perch), 1881 nucleotides long. It is a transcript of the gene abhd4, whose product is annotated as abhydrolase domain containing 4, N-acyl phospholipase B. Gene Ontology annotation, cellular component: lipid droplet. Lineage: Eukaryota; Metazoa; Chordata; Actinopteri; Centropomidae. The coding region runs from base 155 to 1255 and encodes 366 amino acids. The record is from RefSeq and is a predicted model, not a curated record. The transcript has 8 exons. Gene Ontology annotation, molecular function: phosphatidylcholine lysophospholipase A1 activity.